This is a messenger RNA of Otolemur garnettii (small-eared galago), 5778 nucleotides long. It is a transcript of the gene DOCK5, whose product is annotated as dedicator of cytokinesis 5. The transcript has 51 exons. Gene Ontology annotation, biological process: small GTPase-mediated signal transduction; cell migration. The coding region runs from base 24 to 5561 and encodes 1845 amino acids. The record is from RefSeq and is a predicted model, not a curated record. Gene Ontology annotation, cellular component: cytoplasm; plasma membrane. Gene Ontology annotation, molecular function: GTPase activator activity; small GTPase binding; guanyl-nucleotide exchange factor activity. NCBI's taxonomy places the organism in Eukaryota, Metazoa, Chordata, Mammalia, Primates, Galagidae.
CGCCGCGGGGCGAGGUCGCCGCCAUGGCCCGCUGGAUCCCGACCAAGAGGCAGAAGUACGGGGUCGCGAUCUAUAACUACAAUGCUUCUCAAGAUGUGGAGCUCUCCUUGCAGAUCGGCGACACGGUUCACAUCCUGGAGAUGUACGAGGGUUGGUACAGAGGAUAUACCCUCCAAAAUAAAUCUAAAAAGGGUAUUUUCCCUGAAACAUACAUCCAUUUGAAGGAGGCGACAGUGGAAGACCUAGGACAGCACGAGACCGUGAUUCCAGGCGAGCUGCCCCUGGUGCAGGAGCUCACGUCGACUCUGCGAGAAUGGGCUGUCAUCUGGCGGAAGCUCUACGUGAACAGCAAGGUCACCCUCUUCCGACAACUGCAGCAGAUGACAUACAUCCUGAUCGAGUGGCGGUCCCAGAUCCUGUCUGGGACGCUCCCCAAGGAUGAGCUGGCAGAGCUCAAGAAGAAGGUCACAGCCAAAAUUGAUCAUGGGAACAGGAUGCUUGGGUUAGAUCUGGUCGUGAGAGAUGACAACGGGAACAUUUUGGACCCGGACGAAACCAGCACCAUUGCCCUCUUCAAGGCCCAUGAAGUAGCUUCAAAAAGGAUUGAGGAAAAGAUUCAGGAAGAAAAGUCGAUGUUGCAGAACCUGGACCUGCGAGGCCAGACCAUCUUCAGCACCAUCCACACCUACGGCCUCUACGUGAACUUCAAGAACUUUGUCUGCAAUAUCGGGGAAGAUGCAGAGUUGCUCAUGGCCCUCUAUGACCCCGACCACUCCACUUUUAUCAGUGAGAACUAUCUGAUCCGCUGGGGCAGUAACGGGAUGCCCAAGGAAAUAGAGAAGCUUAACAACCUUCAGGCGGUGUUCACCGACCUCAGCAGCACCGACCUCAUCCGGCCCCGCAUCAGCCUCGUGUGCCAGAUCGUCCGCGUGGGCCACAUGGAGCUGAAGGAAGGCAAGAAGCACACCUGUGGCCUCCGCAGACCUUUCGGAGUAGCAGUGAUGGAUAUUACUGAUAUUGUACACGGGAAGGUGGAUGAUGAAGAAAAGCAGUAUUUUAUUCCCUUUCAGCAGAUCGCCAUGGAGACCUACAUCCGCCAGAGGCAGCUCAUCAUGUCACCCUUGAUAACAUCCCACGUGAUCGGGGAGAACGAGCCCCUGACUUCAGUCUUAAACAAAGUGAUAGCUGCGAAGGAAGUGAAUCACAAAGGCCAAGGUCUUUGGGUGUCCUUGAAGCUUUUGCCAGGGGACCUCACACAAGUUCAGAAGAAUUUUUCACACUUGGUUGACAGAUCAACAGCCAUAGCCCGGAAGAUGGGCUUUCCUGAAAUAAUACUGCCAGGAGAUGUUCGGAAUGAUAUUUAUGUCACCCUGAUCCACGGCGAGUUUGACAAAGGGAAAAAGAAGACACCGAAGAACGUGGAGGUGACGAUGUCAGUGCACGACGCGGAGGGCGAGGUGCUGGAGAAAGCAAUUCAUCCUGGUGCUGGCUACGAAGGCAUUUCGGAAUACAAGUCGGUGGUCUAUUACCAAGUCAAGCAGCCCUGCUGGUAUGAGACCGUCAAGGUGUCCAUUGCUAUAGAAGAGGUCACACGCUGCCACGUACGAUUUACCUUCCGACACAGGUCAUCUCAGGAAUCCAGAGACAAAUCAGAGCGAGCCUUCGGGGUGGCCUUUGUGAAGCUGAUGAACCCGGAUGGCACCACCUUGCAGGAUGGGAGGCACGACCUGGUGGUUUAUAAGGGCGACAACAAGAAAAUGGAAGAUGCUAAAUUCUACCUGACCUUGCCCGGGACCAAGGCUGAGAUGGAAGAAAAGGAGCUCCAGGCAUCCAAAAACCUGGCCGCCUUUACCCCCAGCAAGGACAGCACGAAAGACAGCUUCCAGAUCGCCACCCUCAUUUGCUCCACUAAGCUCACCCAGAACGGUAGGUGCGGUGACAACACAGGGGCAUUUUUGCAAGACACGCUGGAUGCCCUUUUUAACAUCAUGAUGGAAAUGUCAGACAGUGAGGCCUACGACUUCCUCGUGUUUGAUGCGUUGGUUUUUAUCAUUUCCCUGAUAGGGGACAUCAAGUUCCAGCAUUUUAAUCCUGUACUCGAGACCUACAUUUACAAGCACUUCAGCGCCACUCUGGCGUACGUGAAACUCUCCAAGGUACUGAACUUUUACGUGGCUAACGCAGAUGACUCCAGCAAGACGGAAUUGCUUUUUGCCGCUCUGAAAGCCUUGAAGUACUUGUUCAGAUUCAUCAUCCAGUCUCGAGUGCUCUACCUGAGAUUUUAUGGCCAAAGUGAAGAUGGAGAUGAGUUUAACAAUUCCAUCCGCCAGUUGUUUCUGGCUUUCAAUAUGCUCAUGGACAGGCCUCUGGAGGAAGCCAUCAAGAUCAAGGGGGCAGCUUUGAAGUAUCUUCCUAGCAUAAUUAAUGACGUCAAACUUGUGUUUGAUCCUGUUGAGCUCAGCGUGCUCUUCUGCAAGUUCAUCCAGAGCAUCCCUGACAACCAGCUAGUGCGGCAGAAGCUGAACUGCAUGGCCAAGAUCGUGGAGAGCAGUCUUUUUCAGCAGUCGGAGUGCAGAGAUGUGCUGCUGCCGCUGCUAACAGACCAGCUCAGCGGCCAGCUGGACGACAACUCCAGCAGGCCUGACCACGAGGCGAGCUCGCAGCUGCUCAGCGGCAUCCUGGAGGUGCUGGACAGGAAGGAUGUGGGCCCCACGGAGAUGCACAUCCAGCUGAUAAUGGAACGGCUGCUGAGAAGGCUCAACCGGACGGUGAUCGGGAUGAACCGACAGUCUCCCCACAUCGGCAGCUUUGUGGCUUGCAUGAUUGCCAUCCUACGGCAGAUGGAGGACAGUCACUACAGCCACUACAUCAGCACUUUCAAAACCCAACAGGACAUCAUUGACUUCCUCAUGGAAACUUUUAUCAUGUUUAAGGAUCUGAUUGGAAAGCACGUCUAUGCCAAAGAUUGGAUGGUCAUGAACAUGACCCAGAGCAGAGUCUUUCUCCGGGCUAUAAACCAGUUUGCUGAAGUUCUCACAAAACGCUUCAUGGACCAGGCAAGCUUUGAACUUCAGCUCUGGAACAAUUACUUCCAUUUGGCAGUAGCAUUUCUCACCCACGAAUCUCUUCAGCUUGAAACCUUCUCAGAAGCCAAGCGCAACAAAAUUGUAAAAAAAUACGGGGACAUGAGAAAAGACAUUGGCUUUAGGAUCCGGGACAUGUGGUAUAACCUGGGUCCCCACAAAAUCAAAUUCAUCCCCUCCAUGGUGGGCCCCAUCCUGGAAGUCACUCUGACCCCUGAAGUUGAGCUCCAGAAAGCCACAAUCCCCAUUUUCUUUGAUAUGAUGCAGUGUGAGUUCAAUUUCAGUGGAAAUGGAAAUUUCCAUAUGUUUGAGAAUGAGCUGAUCACGAAGCUGGACCAGGAGGUGGAAGGGGGCAGAGGAGAUGAACAGUACAAGGUUCUGCUGGAGAAACUGCUCUUGGAACACUGCCGGAAACAUAAAUACCUGUCCAGCUCUGGGGAAGUGUUUGCGUUACUGGUCAGCAGCCUCUUAGAGCAUCUGCUGGACUACAGGACCAUCAUCAUGCAUGACGAGAGCAAGGAGAACCGUAUGAGCUGUACGGUUAACGUGCUGAAUUUCUAUAAAGAAAAGAAGAGAGAGGACAUAUAUAUAAGGUAUUUGUACAAGCUUCGAGAUUUGCACUGCGAGUGUGAGAACUACACGGAAGCUGCCUGCACACUUCUCUUGCACGCUGAGCUUCUGCAGUGGUCCGACAAGCCCUGUGUGCCCCAUUUGCUUCAGAGGGACAGUUACUACGUUUAUACCCAGCAAGAGCUUAAAGAGAAGCUGUAUCAAGAAAUUAUAUCCUAUUUUGACAAAGGCAAAAUGUGGGAGAAAGCUAUCAAACUGAGCAAAGAGUUGGCUGAGACGUAUGAGAGCAAAGUGUUUGACUACGAGGGACUUGGCAACCUUCUGAAAAAAAGAGCCUCGUUUUAUGAGAACAUCAUUAAGGCGAUGAGGCCUCAGCCUGAAUACUUUGCUGUUGGUUACUACGGACAGAGCUUUCCUGCUUUCCUUCGGAAUAAAAUCUUUAUCUACCGGGGCAAGGAGUAUGAGAGGCGAGAGGACUUCAGCCUGAGGCUGCUGACGCAGUUCCCCAAUGCGGAGAAGAUGACCAGCACCACGCCCCCGGGAGAAGACAUCAAAUCCUCCCCAAAGCAAUAUAUGCAGUGCUUCACCGUGAAGCCCGUGAUGAACCUGCCGCCCAGCUACAAGGAUAAACCAGUCCCGGAGCAGAUCUUAAACUACUACAGGGCCAACGAGGUGCAGCAGUUCAGAUAUUCCCGGCCGUUCCGGAAAGGAGAAAAGGACCCAGACAAUGAAUUUGCUACCAUGUGGAUUGAACGGACCACAUAUACCACAGCGUACACCUUUCCCGGGAUCCUCAAGUGGUUCGAAGUGAAACAGAUAUCGACAGAGGAGGUCAGCCCUUUGGAGAAUGCCAUCGAAACCAUGGAGCUGACCAAUGAGAAGAUCAGCAACUGUGUGCAGCAGCAUGCCUGGGACCGCUCGCUCUCCCUGCACCCCCUGUCCAUGCUGCUCAGCGGCAUCGUGGACCCUGCUGUCAUGGGCGGCUUCUCCAACUACGAGAAGGCUUUCUUCACAGAGAAGUACUUGCAGGAGCACCCUGAGGACCAGGAGAAGGUGGAGCUGCUGAAGCGACUCAUAGCAUUACAGAUGCCUCUGCUGACGGAGGGGAUCCGCAUCCACGGUGAGAAGCUGACGGAGCAGCUCAAGCCCCUGCACGACCGGUUGUCCUCCUGCUUCCGGGAGCUCAAGGAGAAAGUGGAGAAGCUCUACGGGGUUAUAACGCUGCCCCCCAGCUUGACAGAGAGGAAGCAGAGCCGCACGGGGUCGAUGGUGCUCCCUUACAUCAUGUCCUCCACCCUGCGGAGGCUGUCCAUCACCUCCAUGGCGUCCUCGGUGGUUUCCACCUCCUCCACGUCAUCUGACAAUGCCCCUUCCAGGCCAGGAUCUGAUGGGUCGAUCCUGGAGCCACUUUUAGAGCGCAGGGCCUCGUCUGGUGCCAGAGUUGAAGAUCUGCCGCUCAGAGAGGACGGUGAGAACCGCAUCAGCAAGUUCAAGAGAAAAGACUGGAGUCUGAGCAAGUCCCAGGUCAUUGCAGAGAAAGCUCCAGAACCUGAUCUCAUGAGCCCCACCAGAAAAGCGCAAAGACCAAAGAGUCUCCAGCUGAUGGACAAUCGGCUCACGCCAUUUCACGGUUCUUCACCUCCUCAGUUAACACCCUUGAGCCCACCUCCACUCACUCCUAAGGCUACCAGGACCCUAAGCUCCCCAUCUUUGCAGGUGGACGGCCUGGUGACUACUCCUGUCCCACCCCCGCCACCCCCCAAGAGCAAGCCCUAUGAGAGCAGCCCAUGGACCUCCACUGAGAUCGCCCCCCCUCUGCCUGUCCGAAGAGAAGCCAAAGUCCCACCCCCGCCACCUCCAAAAACUCGAAAGUCCAGCAUCCUUUCUUCUGAGCCUGGAUCCCAGUGAGGAUCUCGCUCUCUGUCUGAAACUCCGAGUGCCUUGGACACCUGCUGCCUGAGAAAUUUCCUCAUUGCACUGGGCUCCCUGCUGACUGCGUUGCCUGCUCUAGGACGGUUUUAUUCUUCCAGAAGCUUCCUUUGGUCGAUAUUUGAGGCCACAUCCCCUCCAGUCUACAGGGAGCUCCAGAAUUGGCCACGUCCUGUGCGUUUUUGAAAGGAGAGAU